Molecule: messenger RNA, 3737 nt
Organism: Malania oleifera
Lineage: Eukaryota; Viridiplantae; Streptophyta; Magnoliopsida; Santalales; Ximeniaceae
Exons: 8
Coding region: 49-3399 (1116 amino acids)
Biological process (GO): signal transduction; protein phosphorylation
Cellular component (GO): cytoplasm
Molecular function (GO): ATP binding; protein kinase activity; protein binding
Source: RefSeq, a predicted model, not a curated record
UGCUCUCUCUCUCUCUCUCUCUCUCCCUCCCUCUCCCACACGUCUGCCAUGAAACAACCCUCUCUUUCUCGUCGCCGAAGACCCACUUUAUUAAAGAAACUCAAGCUCGUGUGCAGCUUUGACGGAGCAUUUCAGCGGCGGCCACCCUCCGGCGAGCUCCGUUACGUCGGCGGCGAGACGCGCAUCGUCUCCGUCGAUCGGAACAUCGGAUUCUUGCGGCUCAGAUCAAAGAUAUCGGAGCUUUGCCCCUGGAAACCUUUCUUUUCUCUCAAAUACCAACUUCCUGAAUCCGAAGACACUCCUCUGGUGUCGGUCGCCUCAGACGACGACGUACGGUGCAUGGUCGAGGAGUUCGACAAGCUUGAGUUGUACGGUAAGCCCCCGAGGCUCUGGGUCUUUGUGUGUUACGAUAAUGAUGCGCUUGUUAAUGGGACCACUGAUAUAUCUUUGAAAUUUAUUGAAAUUCGCGAUAGUUUGAAUACAAAUGUUGAGGGGUUUUGUGGAAAAAAUGGGAUUAAUGGCCGUAGAAGAAUGAGUUCUGCGCGGAGUGUUGGUGGGUUGGGUGAGAAUUUGUGUGAAAAUGGAAAUGAGUCCCAAAUUUGUGCAACCCAUAUUUGUAAAGUUGAGGGUAAUGCUAGGGAAGCCAAGAAUCUCUCUACUGGAAUCGCUGGAGUUCGACAGGGUGAUGAAUUUUCACUGAGAAGAAUGGUUUUGAAACAACAAUUCUUGUCAAAUCAAUCGAAGCAAACCCAUAGAUUUUGUGGCAAAACAAAUUUAGAUGCCUUUGGAAAUGGCGGGGAAUUUACAAAUGGUGAUGAAAUCCAAGAACGGCCACUUGUUGAUUUAUCCUCUGAACCACAAGUUUCAAUGACGUAUGGUGCCACUAAUCAGAGUUUUGAGGGAACUUAUAGGAACGCCCAUUUACCGGGAAGUCAAAAUUCGGGUAAUUUGGUUCAAUUUCCGGCAUCUCCCUGGCUUCCGCUAAAUCCAAGGGAUGGAAAUUUACACGUCGGAGCAUAUAGUUCCGCACAGUACUCGCCGGAGUGGUCUAAUCAAGUGCUGGAUAAUUGGGCUGGAAUUAAGGAUGGGAGCAUGAAAGGUUCUGUUGCAGCGGGGCAGUUCCCAAAGCAAUCACAUAAUAUGAGUACGAUCUCGACUCCUACUGGUUGUAUUGCUAAGAAUAGUUUGAGAAAUGCUCAGCAAGCAUGGCUUACUAAUGUGAACAGGGAGAACAUUAUGCCAUGGCCAACCAAUUGCAGUUUGGUGAAAAGUCCCUUAGCUCCACCUUUCUGCCACAAUCACUUUGUUGGAAGUGCCCAUCCACAGAAACCUCAAUGUACCGUUGAUGGAAUGUGGGGCAGUGUUCAAAGUGGCAUCCGCAACCAUCGUUUUGGGGUAAGUGAUGCCAGAAAUCAGAGAAUUUGUUCAUACUACAUGCGAAACCAUCGGAAUAAUCUGGAUGAGAUUGGGAAUACUCGAAGUAUUAGAUUGGAUGGAAGGCCUGUUUUGGGAAAAUGCCAUUCAGGACUGAGACCUAGCUCAAACAUAUCAAAACAGGGUCUUUCAUUGAGAUUUUAUCACCCCAACUCAUGGAAGGCAUGGUACAAUGCCCAUGACCGAACAUCAGAAGGAAAGAUGGGGGUGGUGGAUUCUAGUGUAAAAAUUCAACAAAUGACUUCAUUAAAUGUCCAAUGUAGUUACAGAACCUUAAGAAAAUCAGUAGGCCUGGAAAUUCCGCAACAUGGAGAGACAAAUUCCGUAGAAUAUCAUUUGACUAAUCAUGGUGCAUGUGCAAGUAUGGGUGUCCAGUCUCCCUUGCCUUGUCAUGGUUUUGAGAACUCUUCACCGCAUGUAAGGGCAAUGAACACUCAGGCAGAUCUCUUGACUGGUUCCAGUGAUAAGGUGCAUAAUGUUCCAUACCAGGGUCACUGUGGGAGCCUGCAUGGAGUGCCUAUGAUAAAUUGCAAGCCUAUUAACUGUGCUAUGAAGAAGGAACCACACCUGAUGAACCCACAGGAUGUCAUCAAUGCGUUUGAUCAGUCAAUUGAUUUAACUUCUUGCAAUAUUACAGAAUCGGGGUGUAAGGGUAAGUUGUUAGAUAUGGAAGCGGGUAUCAAAUCAGCAAUAAAUCAUCAUACUGGCACCCAUGCUUUAAAAGGUGAUGCUGCUUCUUCCGUGGAUGUUUCUUUGUACAACCUUUCAUUGUCCGUGUCUAAAAAAGAAGUGGAACCUCAAGCCCUUUCUAUUCUUGCUGACCCUACUGAGAAAAUGCUGAAACCCCAACCUAAUCUUUUAGAUCUCAUGGAUGAAGGGCAUCCAAGCCCUGGCCCACAAGUUGAAAUUUUGAAUGCGGUUUCACAUAAUUUUACCUCUCAAACUGAAGCUAAAUUGAGAACACACCUUGACCAGGAAGACCACCAACAGGAAUGCUCAACAAGUUUAAGCAUCAACAAAAAGGUUGACAAUAGAGAAAUUCAGAAAUGCUUUAAGAUAAUUGACGGAAUUCCUAGUGACCUUGCUGCAUUUUAUACUCAUCUAGCUACUAGAGAGUUACAGGCUAUUAAAAACUCUGACCUUGAAUAUAUAAAAGAACUUGGUUCGGGUACAUAUGGGACUGUUUUCUAUGGAAAAUGGAAGGGAUCUGAUGUUGCUAUUAAAACAAUAAAACCAAGCCGCUUCACUGAUGAUGCAGCAGAGGAAGAUCGAUUGGUUGCAGACUUCUGGAAGGAAGCUAACAUAUUGGGUCAACUUCAUCAUCCAAAUAUUGUGGCACUCUAUGGAGUCGUGAGCGAUGGACCUGUGAAGAAUUUGGCCACAGUGACCGAGUACAUGGUCAAUGGUUCUCUCAAUCAAGUUCUGCAGAGAAAAGAUAGAACUAUUGAUCGUCGGAAGAGGUUAAUAAUAGCAAUGGAUGCAGCCUUUGGUAUGGAAUACCUACAUGAGAAGAACAUAGUCCACUUUGAUUUAAAAUCUCACAACUUCCUUGUAAAUAUGAAGGACCCUCAGCGACCCGUGUGCAAGAUUGGUGAUCUAGGCUUGUCAAAAAUUAAACAGAAGACACUCAUCUCUGGUGGUGUUCGAGGGACUAUACCAUGGAUGGCUCCAGAGCUUUUGAAUAGUAACAUCUACUUGGUAACGGAGAAGAUCGAUGUCUACUCCUUUGGAAUUGUUAUGUGGGAACUCUUGACUGGGGAGGAACCCUACAAAAACAUGCGUUCAGAGGAAAUAAUAGCUGGUAUAAUCAAAGGCAAUCUGCGACCUGAAAUCCCGGGCUGGUGUGACCCUGCUUGGAGAUCGCUAAUGGAGAGGUGCUGGUCGUCUGAUCCCAACUCUAGGCCAGCCUUCUCGGAAAUUGCAAAGGAGCUGCGUUCCAUGUCAGCAGCCAUGAAUAUCAAGUGACGACAGACAUCAUCAAGGCGUCAUUUGUGUGAAUAUAUGUAUAUAUAGGUGGCGGGAACAGAGACAUGGUGAGACGUGUUAGGCUUGCCGUCCACUGUCGUGUUCAUUCGAUCGGAACGUAAUCCCUUGUGUUGGUGAGAAAGCCAAGCCAGGUGAGGUUUUUUUUUUUUCGUGCUCACCUGUGUGAGAUGAUGAAUGUAUAGGCUGUAGGCAGAGACUGGUGUGCAUGCAAAAGAAUUGGUAGGGGGAAAAGAAAGAACUGGAAUGGGCUUGUAAUUUUUCUUUCCGUUUGCUGCUUGCAAAUGGUCAUUCCUCGUUGUUGGCGGCGAUGCUUCUUU